Heterobasidion irregulare TC 32-1 is the source of this 657-nucleotide messenger RNA. RefSeq lists its product as uncharacterized. The annotation marks the transcript as partial. The transcript is spliced from 9 exons. Gene Ontology annotation, molecular function: mismatch base pair DNA N-glycosylase activity. Lineage: Eukaryota; Fungi; Basidiomycota; Agaricomycetes; Russulales; Bondarzewiaceae. Gene Ontology annotation, biological process: base-excision repair, AP site formation. The record is from RefSeq and is a predicted model, not a curated record.
ACGUCGCCGAAGAAGAAGCCGAAGAGGGGCUACGCGCCUCCCGAGACGUAUGCCCACCUCGCCGCGCUGAACGACUACCUCGCGCCGGGCUUGGAUGUCGUAUUCUGUGGCAUAAACCCGGGAUACAUGUCUGCAGAAAGGGGCCACCACUUCUGCAACCCGACCAACCACUUCUACCGCUGCCUGCACGCGUCGGGUUUCACGCCGACCCGGAUUCCGCCUACGGAAGAUCACACGCUCCCCGAGCGGUUCAAUCUCGGCCUAACCAACCUCGUCGAGCGCCCCUCGACCGAGGCAGGUGAGCUCUCCCCCGCCGAAAUGGCCGCGUCAGUGCCCGCGCUCCUCACAAAGAUCGCCCACGUGCGCCCACGCAUCGUGUGCUUCGUCGGGAUGGGCAUCGCGCGCGUAGUCCUGAGCGCGCUCCGCGGGCAGGCAUUCGCGACAGCCGCUUCGCCCGACGUCGGCCUGCAGCCCUUCAAGCUCGUAUACCACCCUCCGCCCUCCGAGACCCUCUUCUUCGUGUCUCCCAGCACUUCGGGGCGUGUGACGCGUUUUCAGGCGACGGACAAGGAGAAGAUAUUUAGGGACCUCAAGGAUACGCUUGAGAAGCUGAAGACUGGUGCGUUGGACACGAGCCGGAUGGCGGUCAUCGAUAUC